GACCGUACUAUGAACAAUCCUUCCCUCGGUAAACCACUUGUAACAUCGACCAUUACGCCAGCGAUGGCAUCCACAUUUGCAACCUCAACACCCACCACUAUUCACCAGGCCGAUCAUACCGCAAAUAAUCGUGCAAAAAAUAGUUUCUCGAUCGAACAUCUGCUCGCGAAACCGGAUCGAGCUAGUGCGUCAUCCUCAUCAUCGGUUGUAUCUUAUCGUGGAUUAGAUCAUCGGCUGGUGGGAUCGUCCUUUUCGAACACCAUUCCCCCGGUGCCUAAUGGAAUGGUUUAUCAAACUAUGAUGACACGCAGUUCGCCUGCAGCUGAGUUUAUGGCUGUCGAUAAGCUUGAACCAAGCGUGAAUACUUUUGACGAUCGACCACCGUCGGAAGAACGGGCGGGAUCUUCUUCGCCCGAGUCGAGCUGCAAUGAGGAUACGAUGGAUAAUUGUUCGGAGAUUGCUUCCGAAGGAAGUGCUGGAGGUGGCCUUACAACGCACGACGAUCGAAAGAAACGACCACGGACAGCGUUCUCUGCGGCACAAAUCAAAGCACUGGAGACUGAAUUUGAGCGCGGAAAAUAUUUAUCUGUCGCCAAACGAACAGCACUGGCCAAGCAGUUACACCUAACCGAGACGCAGAUAAAGAUCUGGUUCCAAAAUCGACGCACCAAAUGGAAACGCAAAUACACUGCGGACGUAGAGUCACUGGCCUCACACUACUACUCUCAGCUCGGCAUUGGAAGCUUCGCCCGACCGAUGGUUGUUGGAGAUCGGCUGUGGUUGUUCAGUCAAACACCAAACGGACCAACACCCGUCCAAUCGUUGCUUCUGAAUGGUCCUCAACCCGGUUCGGCAGGUACGGCGCCCCAUCAUCCAGCGCUCGGUAUGCAACAUCCAGCCGCCAUUAGACCAUAUCCAGGUCUUUCAGGAUCGAUCCCAAUGAACGCAGGUCCUAAUUUUACCACCCGUCCCGGUAUGUCGUCUGGAGCAUAUAUCCCCGCAAUAAACUCACCAGGAGCAGGCGCUUUCCUUCACAAAAUUCCUUCACCAUCGCCACAAAACCGACUAGCACAACCGCUUGGCUUACGGCCAUUCGCGUCCGGAGAUCUCAUCGACGGUGCGUACUACUCUGCCGCCGGAAUGGCAGGUCCUAAGUUUAACCCAAACGAACUGGUCAACGGGGGACUACUGGCAACGGAUAGCAACAGCUCGGGAAUAGCCGAUCUCGAGCGAGCAUUUGGCAAUCCGAGCAAUAUGAUCGACAGUUUAACCACGUCCAGUGCAGCUGAAUCAUCGACCGUGUCUGGUGUGCGUGCCGGCGGGAAAAAGAGCACGGAUUUGAUCAACAACAACGAGUGUACUAGCAGGGAUGGUUUAGCUGGCAGUGAGCAAGAUUCGUCCAGUGAAAUUGAUUGUGAAGAAAUUGAGGACGAAGCAAUGUUAUGA
Molecule: messenger RNA, 1446 nt
Organism: Anopheles maculipalpis
Lineage: Eukaryota; Metazoa; Arthropoda; Insecta; Diptera; Culicidae
Gene: lms
Product: homeobox protein Hox-D3
Exons: 2
Coding region: 10-1446 (478 amino acids)
Biological process (GO): regulation of transcription by RNA polymerase II; cell differentiation
Cellular component (GO): nucleus
Molecular function (GO): DNA-binding transcription factor activity, RNA polymerase II-specific; RNA polymerase II cis-regulatory region sequence-specific DNA binding
Source: RefSeq, a predicted model, not a curated record